UUCUCCAGCAGUCGCAGCUCCGGGUCCCAGAACCGAGUCCUACGUCACGGUUCUGACCACGCGUGACCCGCUGCCCAGCCGGCCCAGCCGUCAGGUGGUCCGUGUGUCCCUGACAUGUCGUCCUGCAGCCGCGUGGCCCUGGUAACCGGGGCUAAUAAAGGCAUCGGCUUUGCGAUCACGCGUGACCUAUGUCGCAAAUUCUCUGGGGACGUGGUGCUCACGGCGCGGGACGAGGCACGGGGCCGCACUGCUGUGCAGCAGCUGCAGGUGGAGGGCCUGAGCCCACGCUUCCACCAGCUGGACAUCGACGACACGCAGAGCAUCCGUGCGCUGCGCGACUUUCUGCGCAAGGAGUACGGGGGACUUAACGUGCUGGUCAACAACGCGGGCAUCGCCUUUAGAAUGGAUGAUCCCACGCCCUUCGACAUUCAAGCUGAGGUGACACUGAAGACGAACUUUUUUGCCACUAGAAAUGUCUGCACUGAGUUACUGCCCAUAAUGAAACCACAUGGUAGAGUGGUGAAUGUCAGCAGUCUGCAAGGGUUAAAAGCCCUUGAGAACUGUAGUGAAGAUCUUCAGGAAAGGUUCCGAUGUGACACACUUACCGAGGGGGACCUGGUCGACCUCAUGAAAAAGUUUGUGGAGGACACAAAAAAUGAAGUCCACGAGAGAGAAGGUUGGCCAGACUCAGCUUACGGAGUGUCCAAGCUGGGGGUGACAGUCCUUACGAGAAUCCUAGCCCGGCAGCUGGAUGAGAAGAGGAAAGCAGACAGGAUUCUGCUGAAUGCUUGCUGCCCGGGAUGGGUGAAGACCGACAUGGCGAGGGACCAGGGCUCCAGGACCGUGGAAGAGGGGGCCGAAACCCCUGUUUACUUGGCCCUCUUGCCUCCGGAUGCCACUGAGCCUCAUGGCCAGCUAGUCCGUGAUAAGGUUGUGCAAACAUGGUGAACAUCUGCUCUAGGGCUUAACAGUUUGAUAAACGUUAGCGGGAGAGAUGAAUGCGGGCUGGUGUGGUUUGAUUCUUUCCCACACGGAGGAGGAAGGUCCGUUCCUAUCUGGUGGCUCUACAAGCUCAGUCUGAACAAUUCGCUGUGUCCAAACUCUCUUAGCUCAUCGUGUUUUCAUCUGGGUAAUGUGCCUGCUUUGUUUUUCAAAUUAAAAAGAUUUAUUUGUUUUAUUUUAUGUA
Molecule: messenger RNA, 1186 nt
Organism: Grammomys surdaster
Lineage: Eukaryota; Metazoa; Chordata; Mammalia; Rodentia; Muridae
Gene: Cbr3
Product: carbonyl reductase 3
Exons: 3
Coding region: 115-948 (277 amino acids)
Molecular function (GO): carbonyl reductase (NADPH) activity
Source: RefSeq, a predicted model, not a curated record